Molecule: messenger RNA, 2775 nt
Organism: Amphiprion ocellaris (clown anemonefish)
Lineage: Eukaryota; Metazoa; Chordata; Actinopteri; Pomacentridae
Gene: chst2b
Product: carbohydrate (N-acetylglucosamine-6-O) sulfotransferase 2b
Exons: 1
Coding region: 564-1961 (465 amino acids)
Biological process (GO): sulfur compound metabolic process; N-acetylglucosamine metabolic process; carbohydrate metabolic process
Cellular component (GO): Golgi membrane
Molecular function (GO): N-acetylglucosamine 6-O-sulfotransferase activity
Source: RefSeq, a predicted model, not a curated record
AGUUUGUAUUAGUUGAACGAGCGGAGGAAGCAGCGCCGGGGAGGGAGAUGUUUUAACGCCGCGGAUACGGCCGGUUCACUGCCCCGUUACGGCAGAUGCGGAAUGAUUUGGAGGUUCAGCCGCGACGCGUAAAAAUCGUGACCGCGUUCUCCGUCUGCGAUGCCUGAAUCUUCCCAGGCUGCGUUCACAAGGAUGCCUCAGAUGAUAACUGCGCAGGGAUGCCUCCGCUGAACAUGGACAAACAGGGCGUCUGUUACAAUGAUGAAGGCUCCUUGCUUUUUGUUUUGAACGGGGGCCACCCACGGAAUCACUGCAACGCUCGCCAUGGACAACUUUAACGUUCCUCUCAUCCACCGUUCCCAUGAAGAACAUUGCGCAGUGCAGUGAAAAGGCGAAAUCGUGUUGUGGCUUUCGAACUGGUGCUGAAUAUAUUACCUAAUCAGCUCUUAUUCAACUGGGUAUAAAUUCCCAGUCCAGCCUAUACACACACUACAGAGCGCGUUGGUGCAUUGUCAAUGUAAAGAGCUUUGUCCAGUGGUGAGAGCCACUCUCCGAGGGUACAGAUGAGAGGCAAACAAUAUCAUCCACCACUGAAGUUGACAGCGCCUUGGGAGAAGGAUGCUGGCUUUGGGAGGAAGCUUAAAACCUACAGGAAUCAUACCAAGAUAAUAGCACAGCCAGGGAUCGUGAUGAAAGUGCUCCGCAGGAAGAGGAUUGUGUUAUUUAUGGCCUAUUUCUUGCUGCUGGUCCUCACUAUGCUUAACCUGGCUAAUUAUAAAUGGACUAAAGAGCCACAGCAGUGUAACCAUCAGAUGAGGAGCACCACUUAUCAGAGCAGAUCUGACAUUCGCUUCCUGUACAGGCCCUCUCUGGCUAAAAAGAGACAGCUUAUCUACGUUCUGACCACCUGGAGGUCAGGCUCGUCCUUUUUCGGGGAGCUUUUUAACCAAAAUCCUGAAGUGUUCUUCUUGUACGAGCCGAUGUGGCACAUCUGGCAGAAACUGUACCCCGGUGAUGCGGUGUCUUUACAAGGGGCAGCCAGGGACAUGCUCAGCUCCUUAUACCGCUGUGAUCUGUCUGUUUUCCAACUUUACAACAGCCCCGGGGGCAAGAAUUUUACCUCCCUAGGACUAUUUGGGGCCACCCUCAACAAAGUGGUGUGCUCCUAUCCCCUCUGCUCAGCCUACAGGAAGGAGGUGGUGGGGAUGGUGGAUGAUAAGGUGUGUAAAAAGUGCCCCCCUCAAAGCCUUAGACUGUUGGAGGAGGAGUGCCUCAAAUAUAACACCAUAGUCAUUAAAGGGGUGCGCAUUUUGGACGUAAACGUGCUGGCUCCUCUCAUGGAGGAUCCAUCGCUGGAUUUGAAGGUGAUACACUUGGUCAGAGACCCGCGGGCCGUGGCCAACUCCAGGAUCAAGUCCAGACAUGGCCUGAUAAGGGAGAAUUUACAGGUGGUCCGCAGCAGGGACCCUAAACUUCGCAGGAUACCUUUUGUGGAUCCUGGUCACAAAGCCAACAAGAAGGAUGGCUCAGACUACCACUCCAUCGGAGCCAUGGAAGUGAUCUGCGACCGCACCUCCAAGACUUUGAGGACUGCCUUAAACCCACCCAGCUGGCUGAAGGGGAAGUACAUGGCCGUACGGUACGAGGACCUGGUCGACAACCCGGUCAAGACCCUGAGGAACAUCUACCGCUUUGCCAACCUCACCACGAACCAUGACAUCGAGUCGUUUGCGUUGAACAUGACCAGCGGCUCCAGUUCCUCCUCUAAGCCAUUUAUAGUCUCCUCCAGGAAUGCCACACAAGCUGCUAGUGCAUGGAGAACAGUGCUCAGCAUUCAACAGAUCAAACAAGUGGAAGACUACUGCCACCACGCCAUGUCUGUUCUAGGGUACGAAAGAGUGAGAACAGCCGGGGAGGCCAAGGACUUGAGCAAAUCACUGCUGACACACUCCAAACUGUGAAAACAUCCUCACCACCAAAGACCUUUUAAUUUAAUGUUCUUUUUUUUUUUUUUUUGCAUCGAGUGCCGUUUCCUCUUAUUGUGGAAUUAAAGCUUUACUUUCAAUCAGUGUUUGAGGAGCUCCACUGGCCACAUUUUGGAAUGUAUCAUGUUCCCCUCAGUUGAGCUGCGGUCGUGUUUGAAGGGACCACUUCUUUUCUACUGGAACACUGGAUGUGUUUGACAAUGCAAAGGCCUGUGAACAAUGACUUGAAUAGUGAAGCUGCAACUAUGAAAAAAAAAGCAACUGUAUAAAUCAUGUAUCUUGUUAUGAUGACACUUCAAAGUGGAUGUUUUGGGGUUAUUUUUGAAUGUUCAAAAUCUUACAAAAAUUUUUCAGUCUCCAUACUGUCUGUAAAAGUGAAAAUAGUGGAUGAAAGGAAACAAAAAAAAACAACUGAUAGAAAAAAACCCCUCAACCCUAAUGUUUAUUUGUAAGAUCUGGUUGAAGUCAGAGACAAUCAAUGAAUUGGUUUGUUGAUGUGUCAUAGGUAGAGGUGCCAUCAGAACAGCAGUAGUGCUAUUUCUAGAUUUAAAAACAAAACAAAAAACAAAACAAAACAGGGGAUUUCUUGCUUUUUUUUUUUUUGUUCACCGAAUCCUCAUAGGAUGAUAUCAUGCACUGUGGACAAUGUCAUAACGCUGGAGCUGCAAAGUCUCUCUCAGUGUCAGUGUGAGCAGUCUGUUCUACCAUUUCAAAUGUUUACAAUUGCUUGCUCUUAUAAAAACACAUGAUCUGGGAAUAUUGCAUUGAGUAAAGUUCACAGUUAACAAGA